This is a messenger RNA of Fusarium poae, 219 nucleotides long. RefSeq lists its product as uncharacterized. Lineage: Eukaryota; Fungi; Ascomycota; Sordariomycetes; Hypocreales; Nectriaceae. The record is from RefSeq and is a predicted model, not a curated record. The transcript has 3 exons. Bases 1 to 219 code for a protein of 72 amino acids.
AUGGCUGAGAUUGAGUCUGCUGAGGACGAUGCCAUUAACGCUGAUGGUAACAACAUAGAGGGAAUAUUCCCUGAAAUUCCUUUCUAUUUGUGUAUCGGUUCUGGCAAUAAUGAGCUUGCGUGCUUUCUCAUCAAGGCAGGAGCAGACCAUCCGAUAGGAACCAACGAAAGAACGCCGCUCUUUCAAGCCAUACAGAUCGACAAUGUCGAGCUGCCUUAG